GCGAGUAGCAUAAUUGUUUUAAACUGAAUUUGUAUAAUUCAAUAUCCGUUAUCGAAUUUUAUGAGAGAGUACUACUCCUACUCCUAGUAAUUUACGGUAAAAAUCAGGUGCUUGUAGCUCACAGCUCUGCUCCACUCCACUCCACUCCACUCCACUCGAUAAGUUUGCAGAGACAACAAUGGCGGCAGUGAGUUUGAGUUUCAAUCUGGUAGGGGCGUUCAAGGGGCUCUCCAUCGGCUCCAGCUCCUCCUCUUCCUUUUUCAGAGGCGAUUUUGGUUCGAUUCACGUCGCUCAGAACGCCGCCGUUCUGCUCCCGAUGAAGCCGCCGAUGACGAUUGAGUCGGCGCACAAGAAAGGAGCUGGAAGCACUAAGAACGGCCGCGACUCGCCUGGGCAGAGGCUUGGAGUCAAAAUUUUCGGCGAUCAAGCGGCCAAGGCUGGCUCCAUUAUCGUCCGCCAACGCGGCACCAAGUUUCAUCCUGGCAACAACGUUGGGCUUGGCAGGGAUCACACUAUUUUCGCCUUGAUAGAUGGACUAGUGAAGUUCGAGAAGUUUGGACCAGACAAGAAAAAGAUUAGUGUCUACCCCCGAGAAGUGCAGCCCGAGAACCCCAACAGUUACAGAGCACGAAAGAGGGAGUCGUUCAGAUUACAACGCGAGCGAAGAAGGGCUAGAAGAGAUAUCAGAGAAGGCCUUGUGGCUGAACCUCAACUGGUUCUUGCCUCUAUUCCUGAAGCAGAUGAAGAUGCAGCGGAUUGUUGAGUUUGGUCUAAUUAGAUGUUGCCUUUUGCCUUUUGCCUUUUGAGUUUGGGUGUAUGUAAUUUACAUUUGGUAUUAUUUUGAUCAAAUUUCAUUGUAUAUCAAGAAACAAUGAAGGCUUGGUUGAUUACAGUUUUUUUUUUCCUUAUAUUUUAUUAUAUUUAAAUUGUUAAUUUGUUA
This is a messenger RNA of Salvia splendens (bonfire salvia), 940 nucleotides long. RefSeq names its product 50S ribosomal protein L27, chloroplastic. The record is from RefSeq and is a predicted model, not a curated record. Bases 179 to 763 code for a protein of 194 amino acids. Gene Ontology annotation, biological process: translation. NCBI's taxonomy places the organism in Eukaryota, Viridiplantae, Streptophyta, Magnoliopsida, Lamiales, Lamiaceae. Gene Ontology annotation, cellular component: ribosome. The transcript is spliced from 4 exons. Gene Ontology annotation, molecular function: structural constituent of ribosome.